This is a messenger RNA of Diatraea saccharalis (sugarcane borer), 4230 nucleotides long. The record is from the annotation of a GenBank genome assembly. Lineage: Eukaryota; Metazoa; Arthropoda; Insecta; Lepidoptera; Crambidae.
AUAGUCGAACCGUUCCGUUUCUGUCGCGAUAGCGUGCGCUCGAUCGCUCCUUGUUCCGUUUAAGCGAUUGCGUUUGAUUUUACAAGCUUUUCUGAAUGAAAAGCUCGUGUAAACACAUAGACGCGUGUUCUAGUGUCAGUGUUUUGUAAGAUACUAUCGUCUGAUUUGUUGCAUUAGAGAGUUUUGUGUUUGUAUUGUACAUGUGUUCAGUGGGAGAUAGUUCCAUUCAGUAAGCAAACACGUGGUGCAUUGGUUACGCCGUCGAGCCUGAAGGCUGAACUUAUCGCACGGAGGCCAGUGAUGUGUUGAUGACAGUGAUGCCUAUCACAGCGGUAUCACGGGAGACGCCUCCCGCGUCACCACCUCUACACCCUGCUACAUAUGAGGAAGCUUUAGCUAACGCUGAACCCGGGGAUACUAUAGCAACAACCAAAGAAGAGGAAUGGGUGACACGAAAGACGAGCGAAGUGACAACGACACGUCAGAUAGCGACCAGAGUGAAGCGUGAGCUGGUACUAGAAGACGGCAAGAUCCUCAAAGAUUCCGGUCCAAAAAUCUCUACUUCAGUCAAUGAGGACACACAUACUACCAACCUUCAGCAAACGGAGCAUAGAGUACCAGACGAUAAAGCCACUGACUAUGACUCAUCAGCGUUGCCAGGAAGGGUCAGUGGAGUCAUCGGUGCUCCACCUGAUGAAGUGGAUAGCCUUCAAGCGCUCAGCGGAGAGAUCGCGCCGGCCGGUACCAAGGUGUUGGUGUCAUCAAGGGUUGUCGCAAACCCUGACGGAAAAGUUCGCGAAAGCAAAGACCUGAAAGUGCUUACCAGAAACGUUACAGAACAUGUGAGAGAGACAGAGGAGCGGCACCACAGGGGAGACACCACGCAUGAGGCUUUAAUAACAGCAGUGAACGAGACGCCAGAGGAGGAUAUUCGAGAUGCUCUGAAAGUGCAGACGGAGCAGCAGCUUGCGUUGGUGCCACGUGGUCCUAAAGUAGUGAGGGACACUGUAUGUUUCAAUACCACCAUUGAUACUGAUGAUACGGAAGAACUACGUGCUUUACGGCCCGAUGGAACCAUUGUAACGGAGACCCGACACAGAAAGGAGCAAGAAAGACUUUGCGACGAAGAAUUAGGGAAGGACGAGGCUAAAUCUUUACGUAGUGAUCAGAGUGUUGUGGAAGAGACAGGAGGUACUGAACGUCGGAAGAGGGUAGACCUCGAGCGUAGCACUGAUCUGAUGGCGGGCGGUCUCAGGGUUGGUACGCAGCUUCACUCACGAUCACGCACUGAAGAAGUUGAGAAAGAAGGACAACCAAACAUGGAUGACGAUUGGGAUAGCCUUUCAGUUCGCAUGCGACGCCAACGCCGUUUACGACAUAGCGAUCACGACAAGGACUACACCAAACGUCCACUCGAUUUCGACAUUGAAGAAGAAACACGAAAGAAGGAAACCUCCAAGUGGCUAGAAAGCCACUUCGGAAGCGAUUCACGAUCAUCGCACGAUUCAAUAGCUGAAGAAAUUGGAAGAAGACAGGAACCCGGCUUUUAUGUGAAAAACAAAGCGGAGGACGAAGGCUAUUACGGCAAAACUUCAUCGUCAGUUCCACCUCCGCCAGUGUAUGGAGAUCGGGUUCUAAGAAAAACCAAAUCGUCGACUCCUUCAGACGAACGAGCACCCGCUCCAGCUAAUAGAACUGGAGGAUAUUUUAAAGGAGUUGCAGACUGGUCUCAGCGACGACCCACAAAGCCCAGAAUGCCGGAGCCACGAAGCUCUUCGCCUUCACCACCGACAGUGCGUUCGCCAUAUGCUAGUGAUGAUCGUUUAAAUGGAUCCUCCCCUAGACAUGUAUACGGGAAGCGCGAUUCACCUCAAGGAAGGUCAUCGCCAAUAGGUCGACGUCAUCCGCCUUCGCGCGACGACUCUGCUUACGUAUCUUCAUCGACAAUGCACAGUCCACCACGUGGUUCUCCUUUCCGGCCAUUGGAAACCGACCGAUCAUUUCGCGAGCCAUCUGUCGAAGACGAUUAUCGACCUGUAGCGCCUGAAAGAAAACGACAUACAAAGAAUAGGUUGUCUGAAGAACACAGAUAUGAUAGUGGUUACAGGAGUUCAUCGCGCAAUGAGAAUUCAGGCCGUUCCAGAGACAGCCGUGAGGAAGGAACAACUGAACCACCGCCCGACUACUCUCCGCCUAGAGAGCGUCGCGGGAGUUCAGAUAGGGACCGCACACCACCUCGCCGUCGCGACAGAGAUGAACGUAAACAGAAUCAAAAGACUCGGUUCGCUGACAACGGGCGUCGUCCGUCGCCUGCUAGAAAAUCUGUUGGAUCCGCUAUCGGUAAUUCGAUAAGGAAAUUGGUUGGAAAGAUUCGAUCGGCAUCUGCAGAGCGUCGUGCACGCUGGCGUAACUCUCGGACACCGUCACCAGAGCACUCGUCGCGCACAUAUAAACAGUACGGCGGCGAGUUGUCACCGCCGGUUGCGCCCCCGCACCGCUACUACCUCGGGGAGGACCCUUUCGCGCCCAGCAUCUACGGGCGCGAGCACAAGUACGAAGGCAGUUCGAGACGUGCCACCGCAACUGACACUCGCGACCACCGUGAACGGGGCCAGUUCUCGAGCACUUUGGGACGAUUUAGUCACUCGACAAGUCGGUUGAAUCCAAACAGCGAACCUGAAGAAGAUUUCGUACGUAGUGCACAGACUCUGCCGCGCAAAUUGCACGAACGCAAAGAAAAACCCAUCGAGAAACCGAGCUCUAACAAAUAUUGGCACCGUUUGACACCAAACAAACGAUCAAACAGUGCUGUUAAUAUAUCAAAUAACAUUUCCGCAUCACCAGACGGUAAAAUAAACGGAUAUCCACCUGGGCCUGCUAAACCGGCGCGAACGUUUAAGGCUCUCAACAGGAGCAAGAGUUUUGCUAUGGGAGCACCCGAACAAGAAACCCACGCACGUUACGUAUCAGGCAUGAACCGAAACUAUUCCACAAUGUACAAGUCCAACCCUCAUUUGAGUCGACUUGACGAAACUCCUGAGCAAUUAAAGAGUCCAGGUAUUGUAUCUAUAAUUAACCGUAGCCAACGCGACCUAGCUGAUGCUGUUUCUAGAGAAACUGAACGCAGACGAGAUGGUGUCUUCGGCGCCAGGUAUGGUAAAACGACACCAUUGUCGAAUGGACAUAGCAAUGGAUAUAAAACACACGAUGAGGCUGAUAAAAAGAAAAUAUUCCUAAAAGGACUGCGUGAGCGGGCUCCCGAAUUGUAUCAAACUUUACAUGCAGACGAUGAAUCCGAUGGCAGUAGGCUCUCAUCAAGAUACGGUUCACCUUCCCCUCUUUACAAAGAUCGCAUAUCUGAAGAACGCAAAAUACCAUUGUAUAAAUCAGACUCUCUGAAUAGGGAAUCCAGUCCAUUUGUAUCGCGUUUGGAAACAAGGCUCAAGUCUCCAGCUAUAAGACGUGGAAGCAACAGCAGCGAUAACUAUUCAGAAACAUAUAGGUACCAAACACGUUCUGGUGACCCCGAAAGACCCAGCAUUACUGAUACAGUAGAAACGAUCAGUAAAAAAGUAUUACCUUCCAGAGAUGGUCGUUCCAAAGAAAUAAUUGAGUCUAGGGAAGUCAAUUCGGUUACUAAGAGCAGGGGCUAUAAAGGAGAACCAAUGGCGAAUAUGAAAUAUAUUGAAAACGGUGUGCGUUCGUCACCUUUGGGAUAUGAAACAAAAAAUGGAUCCAUGCCAUUAUACUCCGAAAGAAGAAGUAGUAAUUAUAAAGUAAUGGAGAAAAUUAGAGAUUAUUAAAAAGUUUUUAAUUAUGAUAACUUUGAUCAAUGUAAAAUGUAUUAUGCCAUAUUUUGUAUUAGAACGUACGUAUUAAACGAAGAAACAAAGUCAUUUUGCAGACUGAGUCGUAUGCUUUAGAUAUUAAGUUAUCUAAUAAAUUGGAAUUACAGAGAAUAACAAUUGUUAAUCUUGUGUAAGCUGCUUUUUGUUAUUAUGUAAAAAGUCAUAGCUUUACUAAUUUUAUUCUAAUGUGAGUAUAAUCCGUCCAUUGUAAUAUUUGUAACUGUAUUUUACAUUACUUCUAUUGACAGACUUUUUAUAUGUGAAUAGGAAAAUAAUUAUUUUUAUUAGAUUGGAUUGUAAUAUUUUAAAAUAUUAAUAAUGUAACGUUAUAAGAUUUUAUAAUGAAUGUAUCAAUUAAAAUUAUAAUGUGUUAAUACGCACU